UUGACUUCCUUCGGCAAUUGGAAGUUUGCCCUUUCUAAGAAUCCUACGCUUGUCGUGCACUGGCAUCAUUGAAGUUCCAGAGACAAUUAGUACGCUUCCGUGCCUGCAAAUGCUUGAGUUAAUAGAUUGUGAUGAGAUUCAAGAACUGCCGACACUUCCCACAAGUUUAAACAAUCUGCAAGUGUCAUCUAAAUCGUUGCGAGUAGUCCCAGACCUCUCGAAUUUGACUAAUUUGGUUACGUUGGACCUAUCUGAUGGCUAUUGUCAGAGUCAAGGAGGUAAAAUUUGUACCGGUGACUUAGGAGGGAUUGGGAUGUUAUCCAAACUGAAUAAGUUGGACUUGAAACUUCUCAGUGUCCCUGCUCCUUCUGAGUUGGCUUCCCUUUCUCAGUUGAAGGAACUUCAUUUGUCUGGUUUGGACCUGCGAACACUCGCGCAACUUCCAUCGUCUCUGUUAAAUUUAGGGCUCGAUAACUUCAAUUCAACCGUGUCACUCUCAUCCAAAUUAGAGAAUUUGUCAAGUUUAAUGCUCUCGUCUUUUCAAGUGCAAGAUAUUCAACUCGACGGGCUUCAACUUCAAAAUUUAACAGCGUUGGUUCUGGAAGGCGGUGAAUCCCUCCAGAGAUUCAGGCUGUCAAACAUGAGGAAGCUCAAAAUCGUCUGGGUAGAAAAUUGCCCAAAGCUAGUUGAGAUCCAACUUGCCGGGGUGUUCGAAUCAUUGGUGGAAUUUUCUAUCAAGCAGUGCAAGUCCUUGGGGUGGUUAGUGUAUGCCGGUGAAGUAGGGUCUGCUAAUGAGUUGAUUAUUGGGGAAGGGAGAGUAAUUCUUCUGUCGAGAGUGUUAAAUAAGUUGAGAUUUUUCACGCUUUCUGGUUGCCCAAAGAUACUCCAAAUUGAUGUUCUCGGUACAUCAGAAUCGUGGGAACAUUUUGUGGUCUGGAAUUGUCGUUAUUUGCAAAGUGUUUGUGGUUUAUCACACUUAAAGAAGCUCAAGGUUUUAGACAUCGUCUUAUGCGCUGGGCUACAGGUUGUCGAGGGCCUUGACGAGUUAGAGUUUUUGAAUAAAAUACAAAUUGGUGACUGCCCAUCAUUGGAAAGGUUGAUUGAUGUAUCAACCACCAAAUUGCCAAAUGAUUGCCGCAUAAACAUCUGCCACGGCGGGAAGAAAGGAUUCUUUGGCUCCGUCCAAUCUUUCAAGAAUAAUAAGGAUGAAGAGGCCGAGCGAAACAAAUCAGGUAGGAGGAAGGCACAUGGAUUGGGUUGCAUCAGUAACAGAUUUCUCUCUCUCUGUGGCGAUUCACAUAGAAGAGCAGAGUAAAACAAUCCUCUCUCGAUCCACAAAUUCCAGCAGCUUCUCUACCACCGAUCGACGCCGGAAUCCACCAUCUCCGAUCACGAGCAUUCACCGUCGCUUGCUUACCGUCACUGGCCACGGAGUUACAGAUUCACUUCACAGAGAACACACGCUUGAAGCUGGAAAAAGCCUCUCUCUCGGAUUCCUCUGAUCAAUAAAUUUCUCUCUGUUUUUCGGCCGAGAAGUCUAAAGCACUCUGGGUCCGUUCGAAGCUCCUUCUCCGGCGUUGUGGUUCAAUCACAGUUUGUGACCAGUAAGCGGACCUUACCUUCAUAUGCUCUGCUCUCAGCUAUUCUUGGAGAAACAAAAAAGGCGGACAAGUCUAAUUGAGAUUUGUGUGAAAUCUUCUCUUAUUACUGAUUUAUUAAUGAUCUGAACUCAUUUUGAUGCUGUUGUGAUAGCUCGGAUUGGAAUAGAUGCUUCGAUGUUGCAGUUAGAUCUCUUGUCCGAACUGGUCACCACGUGUUUGAUGAAAUGCCUGCAUCGCAUCAGUAUGAAUAUAGCUCCGAAUCUGAGUGAGUUCAUCUUGUCUGCUUGAAUGAUUCAAUGUACUGGUUGUAUAGGCUGCAGAAACCUUAUUGAUGUUAACCUUUGAGUCAUUUCCAAUGAACUCGGCCUUGAUACCUUUUCCAUGUUGAUUGCUGCUGAUGCUUUCAUUAGGAGUUGUUUGAGGUGCGGAAUUAUGCCUUUUGUGUGAAAGAACGAAUUCUUGUGAUGGCCGAUAAUGAUGGUGCACGCCA
This is a messenger RNA of Syzygium oleosum, 2091 nucleotides long. RefSeq lists its product as uncharacterized. The transcript has 2 exons. NCBI's taxonomy places the organism in Eukaryota, Viridiplantae, Streptophyta, Magnoliopsida, Myrtales, Myrtaceae. The coding region runs from base 110 to 1315 and encodes 401 amino acids. The record is from RefSeq and is a predicted model, not a curated record.